Talaromyces atroroseus is the source of this 1392-nucleotide messenger RNA. RefSeq lists its product as hypothetical. Gene Ontology annotation, biological process: vesicle-mediated transport. Lineage: Eukaryota; Fungi; Ascomycota; Eurotiomycetes; Eurotiales; Trichocomaceae. The transcript has 2 exons. Gene Ontology annotation, molecular function: protein-macromolecule adaptor activity. The record is from RefSeq and is a predicted model, not a curated record. Bases 1 to 1392 code for a protein of 463 amino acids.
AUGCCCUCCUCCGCAGCAGCAACUGCUACACCAUCACCAAAACGAAUAACCAACCCGCGACGUCUGCUCAUUCUGACGCCUACGAGCCAUUCAAACCAGACCAUUCCUGUGUUAUUGCAGUCGCUGACCGGAGUCCUACCCGCCAUCACACCAGAAUCAUCUGCAGUCACGACCACAGCUGACAACAAAGCGACAACCCUCUCUUUCGCCGGCUAUACAACGCACAACCCCCUCCAAAUAAGCAAUAAAUACUACACUGCCGACAUUCCAAUCUGGGUGGACGAAAUACCGCUGGCCUCUUCUUUCUCUUUAUCUUCUCCAAAAAAAGAAAAGGAAGAAGAAGAAGCAACACAAUGGAAAACAUCCUUCCUUUCCCGCGAAGCCCGCGAAGUCCGCGACGCUAUCGGCGCAAUACUCAUCUGUGUGCGGAACCCGAAAAGCUUGAUAAGUGGUGCAGUACCGAGGGAGGCGUAUGACGAGCAUCAUCUAUCAGAGUUUUCUUCCUCGUCAGAUAGGGCAGAGGAAGUGUCGAGGAUCAUAAGUGAGAAUAACAAAGAUCCAGUGGAUAGAGGGGAUGUGGAGGUAAUCAAGGACCUGGUCAGCAUUGUGGGUGAGCUCAAGACGACGAUUGAGGAGGAGAGGAAUGGUUUGGAGGGACGAGAAGAAGAAGAAGAAGAAGAAGAAGAAGAAGAGAUUGGGCAGUUACAAGGUACUGCAGAAGUACCUGGCUUAUUAGUUGUUAUGGACGAGCAUUCAUCAUCAUCAUCUUCUUCUUCGUCUCCUCCUAGAAAGCGGACGGUAGAAGAUGAUGAUGACGAUGAUGGCGUCGAUGCACUAGAGCCAUUCACGCCGCCCUGGUGGGAAGAGAGAUUGUAUGACAUGGGCAUAUACGGAUUUGAGGUCAUUUCCUGGACCCCCCCAUCCGGUGCCGAUAAAGCAGGGACAGAAACACAAACCGAAUCGAGAAAUAUCUACGGCGAACUAGAGGGUCUCCCACGCAUCAAAGAGGUAUUAUCGACCCAUGAAUGGGGCAAUACCUCGUUAACAGAUUACAAUAACAACGACGACGACGAUAUCAUGGCCUUCCUCGCUGGCACAGACCGCAGAGCAACAGCAGAAGAGAGCGAUGGGUUCAGACUCGAAGUAAACCAGCUAGAGCGCGAAAUGAUGGGGUUGCGAUUCGCUAUUAACGAGGCGAGUCGUGACGCCGAUGCCGAUGAUGACAACAAUAGUGAUGAUAGAGAGGACGCAGAAGAGGAGCUUCAAGUUGACAACCUCGAGACAUUGAUGAUGCGUAUGAAGGCUAUUAAAGAUAUAUCGUCUGAUUUGCCAGAGACGAAGCGCAAAGCGUUCGCGGCCAAGGCUGUGAGGGAUAUCAUGCGAGAAUUAUAA